Molecule: messenger RNA, 834 nt
Organism: Tauraco erythrolophus (red-crested turaco)
Lineage: Eukaryota; Metazoa; Chordata; Aves; Musophagiformes; Musophagidae
Source: RefSeq, a predicted model, not a curated record
CACGAGAGGAAGAGGAAGAAGGAGGGCCGCGAGGCGCACGAGAGGUCGCGGAAGGCCAAGAAGAUGAUCGGGCUGAAGGCGAAGCUCUACCACAAGCAGCGGCACGCUGAGAAGAUACAGAUGAAGAAGACAAUUAAAAUGCAUGAAAAGAGAAAUACAAAGGAAAAGAAUGAUGAAAAAACACCUAAAGGAGCUGUACCAGCAUACCUGCUGGACAGAGAGGGCCAGUCCCGGGCUAAGGUUCUCUCUAACAUGAUCAAACAGAAAAGAAAAGAAAAAGCUGGAAAAUGGGAGGUUCCUGUGCCAAAAGUCCGUGCACAAGGAGAAACAGAAGUUUUAAAAGUGAUUCGUACAGGAAAGAGAAAAAAGAAGGCCUGGAAGAGAAUGGUUACAAAAGUUUGUUUUGUUGGAGAUGGCUUUACUAGGAAGCCUCCUAAAUACGAACGAUUCAUUCGACCAAUGGGCUUACGUUUCAAGAAGGCACAUGUGACACAUCCUGAACUUAAAGCUACUUUUUGCCUACCUAUCCUUGGUGUAAAAAAGAAUCCUUCUUCUCCUUUGUAUACAACGCUGGGUGUCAUUACCAAGGGUACCGUCAUCGAGGUGAACGUGAGCGAGCUUGGCCUUGUGACACAAGGGGGCAAAGUUAUCUGGGGGAAAUAUGCACAAGUAACAAACAAUCCAGAAAAUGAUGGCUGUAUUAAUGCAGUUCUACUUGUUUGAGUUGCGUUUGAUACUAAGCAUUGGACAUGGGCUCCCGCAAAAUCAGUGCAGUUCCAACAAGUUUCCAAGAUCUCUGGAACCUUCAACCAUUCAGGAACAUUGACCUCAUAA